Nylanderia fulva is the source of this 1184-nucleotide messenger RNA. It is a transcript of the gene Surf1, whose product is annotated as surfeit locus protein 1. Lineage: Eukaryota; Metazoa; Arthropoda; Insecta; Hymenoptera; Formicidae. Gene Ontology annotation, cellular component: membrane; mitochondrion. The record is from RefSeq and is a predicted model, not a curated record. Gene Ontology annotation, biological process: mitochondrial respiratory chain complex IV assembly.
UCUUAUAUCGUUUAUGUUAUCGACAAAAAAUCAAAAUAUACAUUAAUUUUUCACAGUACUCCACUUUGUUGCAAAAAAUUGUCUUUGACGUGAAUUUUCUAUGCAACGAUAAAAAAUCAAUAAUUAGAGAUACAAGAUUUCUCGUUCCCUGAAUUAAACAUAUAUAUAAAUAUGAAUCUGACAGCUGCAAGAAUUUUCAGAGGCUCAAGAACUGCGAGAUAUGUGCUUGAUAAAGGAACCCACGUGUUAUUGUUCGAUGAUGUCUGUAAAAAUAUGCAAAUAAGAUGUAAGAGCAAAAUAUCAACGCGCAAGGCCUUCGAAAGCAAUAAAUACAAACGAUCGGAGGACUCUAUUGGGGUGUACGGAUAUUGCCUGUUGAGUAUACCUAUUGCUACCUUUGCGCUCGGCACGUGGCAAAUUAAGAGGUGGCGAUGGAAGCUGAAUUUAAUAGAAGACCUAAAGCAUCGUACUUCAGCGGAGCCGAUUGAGCUGCCAAUUGAUUUAGAUGAAUUGAAGGACAAGGAAUAUUAUUGUGCAAAGGUGAAAGGAAGAUUUUUGUAUGAAAAGGAAUUUUUGAUGGGACCUAGAAGUCUAAUUCUAGAUGGAGAAGCUGUUGGUGAAAAGGGCAGUGGAAUAUUUUCUCGCAAAUCGAGCACAGGAUAUUACGUGAUCACACCUUUCAAACUGGAAGAUCGAGACUUGACUAUCAUGGUGAAUCGUGGAUGGAUACCUAAAAGUGAUCGUACAUUAUUCAAAAUGAUAGAGAAUAAAAUUACAGACUCUACAGAAAUCAUUGGCAUUAUUAGAAAAACUGAGAAACGACCUACAUUUGUACCUGAUAAUGCUCCUGAAAAAGGAGUAUGGCAUUUCAGAGAUUUAAACGCAAUGGCAAAGGUGGCAGAAGCAGAACCUGUGUACAUAGAAUUAUUGUCUGGAUAUAGUACACCACAUGGCCCAAUUGCUGGCCAAACAAAAGUAACUUUAAGAAACGAACACGUUAGUUAUAUACUCACUUGGUAUGGGUUGUUCGCCAGCACGAGCUACAUGUGGUUUCGAUAUUUUAUGCAAAAACUACCACUCGUUUAGUCGCAUUUUUUUAGAGAGGCAAAGAGGGAAAAAUUUAUCCGAAACAUUUGUAAAAAUGUAUAAAAGAGAUGGAGAGAAAGUGUAUAAAAUAUAGAUUA